AUGUUUCGCUCAUUUUUCGUCUGCACAUUACUACUCCUUGUUCUUUCACCCAGCUAUCUCCUUCUUUCAAUUUCAACUUCGAAUGGAACUCUAGCCUGCGACGAUCCUACAGCAUUAGCUUGGUACACUUCAAGCGUUGGAGAAACACCAUGCAUGACCUACCAACGUUUGCGCCGGAUUUGCAACAGCGACUUUCAAGUCGGUCUGGUGGAUUUCGAUUCUCUUCCUGCGAGUCCGGACUCCAUGUGUUCAGACCAGAUCUCGGCUUGUUGUUGCAACCAUAUCGCGUUCAAUCUCGGUAUGCUAUGCCUUGCGUGUCAACAGGGUCUAGGGGAUGGAGAGGGAUUCAAUGCGAGCCCGGGUACAUAUCAGCGAUAUCUCACCGGACAGCGUACUGAUGGAACAUUUUGUUCUCCCCACACCAAUGAAACGCUGGCCGACUCCGUUCAGGCAGGAGUCUGCAAACAGGACAUGAAGAUGAUCAGUAAUCUUUAUGAAGGUGAUUGGCCUGAUGGCUCGUGGUUUUAUACAUAUUUCAGCGAAAAUGCAACGUUAGCUUUGAACAGCCAGGGCGACAAGGCUUUUCACAGCUGCCCAGCAACGUCAUCUUCAUCUUCCCAGAUCCCUUCGACAGGCUCCCCCAGCUCCACAUCCCCAUUCCCUUCGACAGGUGUCUCUAACUCUACAUCCCCACUGGCAUUCCCUUCGACAGGCUUCCCCAACUACACGUCCACAUCCACAUCCAUAUCCAACGCUCAUAUCUCAGGUGGCGCAAUCGCCGGUAUAUCUGUCUCAGUCCCUACCGUCGUUCUUUUGAUCAUAGCAACAACCGUUUACCUUGUUUGUCGUUCUCGAAGGCGAAAACGAGAUCAUGGGUUCACACCCUACAUACUACCACCUCCCUUUACCACCCCAGUCUCUCGGUGUAAGAUUGGUGGGACAGGAACACCAUCGUCCAACGAGAUGUCAGCGGAGUGGAGUAAUGAACGAGUGGAGCGGACUUGGAUGCUUGAAGGUGAAGGCAGUGAAGGUGAUCAAGCGCCCCCAACAUAUCAAAGUCAUGCAGGAUAG
Molecule: messenger RNA, 1071 nt
Organism: Marasmius oreades (fairy-ring Marasmius)
Lineage: Eukaryota; Fungi; Basidiomycota; Agaricomycetes; Agaricales; Marasmiaceae
Exons: 9
Coding region: 1-1071 (356 amino acids)
Source: RefSeq, a predicted model, not a curated record